Molecule: messenger RNA, 1693 nt
Organism: Psylliodes chrysocephalus
Lineage: Eukaryota; Metazoa; Arthropoda; Insecta; Coleoptera; Chrysomelidae
Source: the annotation of a GenBank genome assembly
UGUCAUUUUAAUAUAAGGUAGGUUAGUUUAAAAUAUUUUUUUCUAAAAUAAACGCAAAUAUAUAAGAUAAAUAUGGAUGAAUCGAAUGUAACAGAAACUGAAGAUAUUGAGGACAUAAUAAUAAAAGAGAUACCUAUAAUUCACUCAAAAAGAUUAGAAAAUAAUUUAUUUUUAUUCCAAUACCCUCUAAAACAUAAAACCUGCACCAACGAACAUCGUAUAAAAAAAUGUUUCUAUAAACCUGAAAAUGAGCAGGUGAAAUUAGAACUAGGCAUUGAUGUAGACUCGCCAAAUUUUGAUACAAGAAGGGCUGAAAUCAUAGCACAAGAAGUUGAUAAGGAACCUGAAAAAAAUAAUACGAAAUAUUUUGAAAAUGAGAUUGUAGAUAAAGUUUUGUUGCAUUCUAAUAAGACUGUUAGGGAUGCCAAUAAAUAUGCAGUUGCAUUGUAUAAUGGCAAAGAAAUUCAUCUCACUGCUUUAACAGGUGUUUUUCAAUUUAGACCUUCAUUUCCUUACAUGGAAAAAAGCUUGAAAAGAAAAAAAGAUGUAGAUAAUGAUGAAUCAGAUGAAGAACAACCUGGACCAAGCUCUGCCCAACAAGUUACUGUAAAAUUUAAAUCACAUGAUGAGAGGUGGAAAAAGUCAGAAAAAAGUUAUAAAGUAUUGCAAGAUAGAAGUGCUGAAGAACCUUGGACUGAAUGUCGUUGGCAUGAUGAAGACAGUACCUUUAGUAGUGUGGAGAAACUCAAAUUAAUUGCCGACAAUACUGAAGAUGUAAGUACAGCAACUUCCUUGGGAGAUUCAGAGUAUUUAAGAUUGUUGAUUCCUGAGGACCAAGAACAGGCACCUCUUGAACCAGUUUUGCCUUCCCAUUUGCUCUCUUUAAAUGCCCUAAGGGCUUUACCUCUUCAGGAGCGGUGCAGGGUUCUGCUCAAGGAUGCACAAAUUAUCAAAUUUCAACAAUUACUUAUGCUGUUGACUGGCGGAGAAAAGUUAACUGCAGAUGCCUUACUCAAAGUCCUUCCUACUGUUGCUGUGCUUGUUAGAGGUAACUGGGUUGUAAAAUCUGAUGUCCUGUAUCCUGCCAAUACUUUCUCUGCAACUAGUGGUGUACCUGCAGAGUUGAUGUGUAGAGCUAGAGAUUAUGUUUUGUAUUUAUUUACAAAACACCAAUAUGUUGAACGGAAAAAAGUUUCAUCGAUUCUUAAGAUCCCUUCAGAGGAAAUCAAGGAAAUUUUCACUGGCAUAUCAAAACUUCGUCGUCACAACAAGGAAUGGGAAUUGCAUCUCCCUGCCGACCAAGAUUUCAUCAACAAACACGGCGAUCUGGUGCAGAAACAAAACCUUAUGUGGGAACACAGGUUUCAUCAGCUUAGUCAAUUUUUAAAAGAUAACAUGAGUCAAAGAAGAAAGAGCCGAAGUGAAAGUAAAAGUGUCAGUGACGAUGGUAAAGCUAGAAAUAGCCUUAGUUUUAGUUCUGAUAACGAUUCGGGUACUGAAAAGGGGAAAUCUAGUACUAACUCACUUAAAAAAAAUAGUAACAAAAACAUUAAAAUUAAUAAUCAAAUGUCCGGUUCGAAUUCAUGAUAUAACAGUGAAUUAUUUAUAAAAUUUUAUUGUUGGUAGUUCUAGUAAGGAAUUACUGUUUUUAUAUUUGAAAUUGAAUAUAUUGUAAAUAAAAUUUUAUUAUACG